AUGGAAACAGCAAUAUCAAUGGAAAGUAAAGUUGUAUUAUUGGGAUCAUCGGACGUUGGUAAAACUGCUGCGGCAAUAAGAUACGCCGAAGGUGUAUUCCCUAAAAGACCAACUCCAACCAUCGGUGCAUCAUUUUUAACAAAAACAAUAAAUAUAGAGGGUAAUAAAAUAAAAUAUUUAAUAUGGGAUACAGCAGGACAGGAUCGAUUUAGAUCAUUAACACCAAUGUACUAUAGAGGCGCAUGUGUUGCGAUAUUGGUGUUUGAUAUAACACACCAAAAAUCAUUUGAUACAGUUAAAGAUUGGGUUGAAGAGUUAAAAUCAAAUAUACAAGAGGAUAUAGUUUUGGUAGUAUGUGGUAAUAAAUUGGAUCUACAACAUAAAAGACAGGUAAAAAGAGAAACAGCAAAAAUGUAUGCAGAUGAAAUUAAAGCAUUAUAUGUAGAGAUAUCGGCAAAAGAAAAUGAAGGUGUAGAACAAAUGUUUUUAGAGAUAGCGAGAAAACUAAUUUCAAAUAAACAUAGCGAAUAUACCAAACAAAUUCAACAACAACAACAACUACACAAACAAACUCAACAACAAAAUCAAAACUUGUAUAGACACUUUUAUCAACAACAACAACAACAGCAACAACAGCAAAUGUAUCAACAAAAACAAGACAUAUAUUAUGAAAAUAGUGACCAAUGUUGUGGUUAA
This is a messenger RNA of Dictyostelium purpureum, 696 nucleotides long. RefSeq lists its product as uncharacterized. The coding region runs from base 1 to 696 and encodes 231 amino acids. The record is from RefSeq and is a predicted model, not a curated record. Lineage: Eukaryota; Evosea; Eumycetozoa; Dictyosteliales; Dictyosteliaceae. The transcript is spliced from 3 exons. Gene Ontology annotation, molecular function: GTP binding; GTPase activity.